CGAGCAGCAGACAGUGGAGGAGCAGUACUCUGUUCUUUCUAACCUCCCGCUCGUGGAGACCACCUGUCGGUCCGCUUCUUCUGGAAACAUGUCCAAGGCGCCGCAGCCCACCAUGGACCCCACCAAGAUGGGGAUCGGGCGGUCCAUCGCCGUGCUGACAUCGGGAGGAGAUGCCCAGGGUAUGAACGCUGCUGUGAGAGCCACAGUCAGGGUUGGUCUCUACACCGGAGCCAAAGUCUACUUCGUUCACGAGGGAUACCAGGGCCUGGUGGACGGAGGAGAAAACAUUCGCCUGGCCACGUGGGAGAGUGUGUCCAUGAUGCUGCAGCUGGGAGGAACCGUCAUCGGCAGCGCUCGCUGUAAAGACUUCAGGACCAGGGAGGGCCGCAUGCAGGCCGCCUGCAACCUGGUGAAGCGCGGCAUCACCAACCUGUGCGUGAUCGGAGGAGACGGCAGCCUGACCGGAGCCAACGCCUUCAGGACGGAGUGGAGCGGGCUGCUGGCCGACCUCGUCCGAGCUGGUAAGAUCACAGAAGACGAGGCCAAGAAGUCGUCCCACCUGAACAUCGUCGGGAUGGUCGGCUCCAUCGACAACGACUUCUGCGGCACCGACAUGACCAUCGGCACCGACUCCGCCCUGCACCGCAUCAUCGAGGUGGUGGACGCCAUCACCACCACUGCCCAGAGCCACCAGAGGACCUUCAUCCUGGAAGUGAUGGGCCGACACUGCGGGUACUUGGCCCUGGUGACGGCUCUGGCCUGCGGCGCCGACUGGGUGUUCAUCCCUGAGAUGCCUCCAGAUGAGGGCUGGGAGGACCACUUGUGCAGGAGGCUGACAGAUCAAAGAACCCGCGGGUCUCGUCUCAAUGUGAUCAUCGUGGCCGAAGGUGCGAUGGACAGAGAAGGCAAACCCAUCUCAUCUGACCAGAUCAAAAAGCUGGUGACGGACAGGCUCGGGUUCGAUACCCGCACCACCAUCCUCGGACACGUGCAGAGAGGAGGGACGCCCUCCGCCUUCGACAGGAUCCUGGGCAGCAGGAUGGGAGUGGAGGCGGUCAUGGCUUUACUGGAGGCCACUCCGGACACUCCGGCCUGCGUGGUCAGCCUGUCGGGGAACCAGGCCGUCAGGCUGCCGCUCAUGGAGUGCGUGCAGGUGACAAAAGAUGUGACGGCCGCCAUGUCUCAGGGACGGUUUGAUGAAGCGAUCAAGCUCAGAGGAAAGAGUUUUGAGAACAACUGGAACACGUACAAGCUGCUGGCUCACAUCAACCCUCCAGAUGUGAAGAGCAACAUUAAUGUCGCCAUCAUGAACAUCGGCGCCCCGUGUGCCGGUAUGAACGCUGCGGUCCGCUCGGCCGUCAGGAUGGGGCUCAUCCAGGGUCACAACAUGCUGGCUGUGUACGAUGGCUUCGACGGGCUGGCUCACGGACAGAUUGAACCCAUCACCUGGACUUCAGUGAGUGGCUGGACUGGAAAAGGAGGCUCCAUGUUGGGUACAAAGAGAACUCUUCCAGCCAAACUUUUGGAGGAAAUCAGCCAGAACAUCGCCAAGUUCAACAUCCAUGCUCUGGUGAUCAUCGGUGGAUUUGAGGCGUACGUCGGCGGUCUGGAGCUGGUGCAGGCCAGAGAGAAGUACGAGGAGAUGUGCAUUCCCAUGGUGGUCAUCCCAGCCACCGUCUCCAACAACGUCCCCGGGUCGGACUUCAGCAUCGGCGCCGACACCGCCCUCAACACCAUCACCUCCACCUGCGACCGGAUCAAACAGUCCGCGGCGGGGACCAAACGCCGCGUGUUCAUUGUCGAGACGAUGGGUGGAUACUGCGGCUACUUGGCCACCAUGGCUGGUCUGGCGGCCGGAGCCGACGCCGCCUACAUCUUUGAGGAUAAAUUCAACAUUAAAGAUCUGGAGGUGAACGUGGAGCACCUGGUGGAGAAGAUGAAGACGACCGUGAAGAGAGGUCUGAUUCUCAGGAACGAGAACUGCAAUGCCAACUACACCACUGACUUCAUCUUCAACCUGUACUCCGAGGAGGGGAAGGGCGUCUUCGACUGCCGCAAGAACGUCCUGGGACACAUGCAGCAGGGAGGCACUCCGACACCCUUCGACAGAAACUUUGGCACGAAGAUGGGCGCCAAGUCUGUUCUGUGGCUGACUGAGAAACUGAAGGAGUGUUACAGACAUGGCCGUAUCUUCGCCAACACCCCGGACUCUGCCUGCGUGCUGGGCAUGAAGAAGAGGUCGCUCACCUUCCAGCCGCUUGUCGAGCUGAAGGGAGACACAGACUUUGAGCACCGCAUCCCCAAGACACAGUGGUGGCUGAAGAUCCGCCCCAUCAUGAAGAUCCUGGCCAAGUACGACAUCAAGCUGGACACGUCCGAACACGCCGACAUGGAGCACGUGAUCAAGAAGAGGACUGCUCUCGCCAAGUAGACUCAGCACGACGGGGGAUUGGUUUGUUUUUCUGUCCGCAGACUGUCAAAGAGCUGGAUCACCAACGAACUCAGUGCAUUGUAGCACUUGCAAGUUUCAGAAGCUCUCCAAAAAUAUGUAGCAGAAAACUCAAUCUUAAACUGAAUAAAAAUAUAUUCUGAAAAAGAAACAACGCUGCAGUGUUGGUGAUUAAUGGAGCCUGAUGUUAAAUGUUUUGAGGCACAUUUUUGAUUUGCAUUUUGCAGACAGUGUCGGGUCAAAGUGUACUGAUGGAAGUUAUUUAAGGUUCGGGAGUAAGCUGAGUGUGAUCUUACCAGCAGAAUUGGGAUUUAGUUCAUAUUAGCGAUGUAAAAUGGUGCCGUCUGAAGAUUACAGGCACAUCUCUCAAAAAUAGAACGUAUUUCCUGUAAUUAUACCUUCAUUGAUGACAAACUCAA
This is a messenger RNA of Salarias fasciatus (jewelled blenny), 2868 nucleotides long. RefSeq names its product ATP-dependent 6-phosphofructokinase, muscle type. Lineage: Eukaryota; Metazoa; Chordata; Actinopteri; Blenniiformes; Blenniidae. Gene Ontology annotation, molecular function: 6-phosphofructokinase activity; fructose-6-phosphate binding; monosaccharide binding. The record is from RefSeq and is a predicted model, not a curated record. The transcript has 22 exons. Gene Ontology annotation, cellular component: membrane; 6-phosphofructokinase complex; cytoplasm. Bases 89 to 2431 code for a protein of 780 amino acids. Gene Ontology annotation, biological process: canonical glycolysis; fructose 1,6-bisphosphate metabolic process; fructose 6-phosphate metabolic process.